This is a messenger RNA of Rhea pennata, 3662 nucleotides long. RefSeq names its product iron-sulfur cluster assembly factor IBA57 (gene IBA57). The record is from RefSeq and is a predicted model, not a curated record. Gene Ontology annotation, cellular component: mitochondrial matrix. Gene Ontology annotation, biological process: iron-sulfur cluster assembly. NCBI's taxonomy places the organism in Eukaryota, Metazoa, Chordata, Aves, Rheiformes, Rheidae. Gene Ontology annotation, molecular function: protein binding. The transcript has 3 exons. The coding region runs from base 43 to 1125 and encodes 360 amino acids.
CUGCCGCGGGGCCGCGGUGACGGAGCGCCGUGCCUCGCCGCCAUGUUGGUGAGGGCGGGCGGCGGAGCGGCGGCGGCGGCGGCGGCCUGCCUGCGCGGGUUAUGGCGGCGCGGCGGGAGCGGGAGCGCGGCUGGGUCCGAGGCCGAAGCCGAGACCGGGGGGGGCGGCGCUCCCGCUCCCCCGCCCGCCGCGGCCGCCGCCUGCUUCCCGCUGGGCCGCGCGCUGCUGCGCGUGCGGGGCCCCGAGGCCGCCCUCUUCCUCCAGGGGCUCCUCACCAACGACGUCACGCAGCUCGCGGCCCGGGCGGCGGCCCCCCCGCCGCGCGCCUUGUACGCGCAUGCGCUCAACGUCCAAGGCCGCUGCCUCUAUGACCUCAUCCUCUACAGGCUUCACGAGAGUCCAGAAGAAGAGCCGCACAUCCUGCUGGAGUGUGACAGCAGCGUGUUCGACUCUGUACAGAAACAUCUGAAACUGUACAAGAUCCGGAGGAAAGUGAGCAUUGCCCCCUGCCCGGACCUCUCUCUGUGGGCCGUUAUCCCCAAGGAGCAGCCUGGAGAGGUUGCCGCUUCUCUCAACAAAUGCGCAGACCAAACUCUGGUUUUAACUCCUGAUCCCAGAACAGAAGUCAUGGGCUGGAGACUGAUUACAAAAAAAGAAGCAAAUCUACUAGAUAUUGUCCCUGGAAGUCACAUUGGGAAUAUUCAGGAUUACCACAGGCACAGGUAUAAACAAGGAAUUCCUGAAGGUGUGAAAGAUCUCCCUCCUGGAGUAGCCCUCCCACUGGAAUCAAAUCUGGCCUACAUGAAUGGUAUCAGCUUUACCAAAGGUUGUUACAUUGGACAGGAGUUAACAGCCAGAACCCAUCACAUGGGUGUCAUUCGCAAACGCCUGCUGCCCGUUCAGUUUUCGGCUCCUCUUCCCCUGGAAAGUGUUCCUGAGGGUGCCGAGAUCUUAACUGAAUCGGGAAAGUCAGUUGGGAAGUUCCGAGCUGGAGGAGGUGAACUUGGUAUAGCUUUGCUGAGGCUAGCUAAUAUAAAUGAACCACUUUGCCUCAAUAUGCCAGGUGAUAAAGUGAAGCUCACUGCAACUAUACCCGAGUGGUGGCCAAAACCUGCUGGUAAAUAAAUGAGGAACCACUUACUGCACAGUUGCCUUAUUGAGAAUAUAUAAUUCGUCUGACAAGCUUUUCGAAGGUAACUCUACCUUCAGCUUCUGUUUGCAGUGUUUGAUUGAAAGUGUAUUAGCAGCAUCCUUCAAAUCAGGACUAAACAGCAGCAACCCAAACCAGCAGCGAGUCACUGAUGGAAGGAGAAUAAUCUGUUAACACUUUGUGGAGAGAUCCUUGGAGGAUAAGGUACACAGGGAAAUGUAUAAAUAAAUUCAGUUUCUCUCUUUGUUCUAUUAAGAAGUGUAGAGGUAAGUGGGACUGGGCUUUUCUAGGCAACAAAACAUGGAAGAUCUUUGACUUGACCAUAGCACCCUCAUGGUCCAACCACUUUCUCUAAUUUGCACAGAAUUACCUCUGAAGAAGGGCAGAGAAAGGCUGGUUACUGCUGGCUAUCUGUGACAUAGGGAAAAUCAGAGUAAAGCUAGUUAUCUCGGUACUGGUUCCCCUUGCAUACAGCAAGACUGCUGAAGUUAUAUAAGGAAGAAUAUAAAAGACUGGACUACCUUGGCAUCUGGCAGGGAGGUCCAGCAGGCUAGCUUUAUGUAAGGGUGACCAAUAUUUAUUUAGAUGGUGCUGCGUGCUGUUGGACUGGACUCCUGCUGAAUUUUUAAUCCACCAUUUACCAGAUCGAAUUGUAUCCGAGUAUGGUGCUGUGUCUAUUGAGACACUGACGGAAGUGAUUGGAGUUUCAUCAUUGUAUGUAUUGAAUGUUUCUGUUCAGAUUAACCAUUCUGUGAUAUUACAAAUUAUUUAAUUGAGAGCAUGCUUGCUACACUUAUGUUGGCAUAAGAUAUGUUUUUGUUAUGCUCAGGCUGAAGUGUUCACUGCAAAAUAUUCCUUGCAUUGAGCUUCUUAUUAAACAUGCUGAUUGGAUGGAUAUUUUUUCCCAUCACUAUUACAGCUAGUUAUGUUUAGGGAGAGGAAUGCCUUGUUCUUCACAUUUCAAAUCUCACUUUUGAUACCUCACGACGCUGAAAAAUGUGGGAAAGCCUUCAGAGAUCCCUGCCCGUUUCCCUGCUGCAGGGCCAGCAGAGGGAGCACAGCCAGCAGCAGUCUGCAGCAGAGCUGCACUGCAGUUCCUGAUCUUGGUCUUGCAUACACUGUUUCCCUGAACGACUCUUUCAGUGAGGAAUGUGAUGUUUUACGGAAGUGCAUUGUUGCCUGCCCUGCACUGACUCUAUUUUACUGGUGUACUGGUAGGAGUAAGCUAUUGCUAGAAGGAGUUUCCCUCUAGUGUAACUAAUUCAGUUGCCAACAACAGUUGAGGAGUUUUGUUGGCAUCCUCCUAAUUUGGAUGUGCACAGGGUUACCUAGGAGGAAUGUUUCCUUGCACAGGGAAUUGCACUGUUUUAUUUAUGCCAGUACAUUUGAUAGUGAGGGAGAUACCGAAAUAAAAGUGCUGCGAUUAAAGACACGAAACAAUAGGAUCGCGUGCUCUGUUGAAUCUUAAGAAAAAUUCUCCAAACUUUCCUGAAGCCUUCAGCAGGUAGGUUACAUUGCUUUUUUCACAUAACCACUACAAAGCUGGCGAAGGGACAGCAUGUCCCCAUCUCACUGUGAAAUGCUUUCUACUUCCUUCAGUGUAAACUGCAAUCUCUGGAGAAGUGUGUGCUACUACUGAAGGGCACAGCGCUGCCCUGUGUGAAAAGCUAAGAGGAAAAUAUCAAGCAGAGCCUAUUUGCGUCCCUGUGGGUCUCAUGCACCCCUUCACAAGCCUGUCAGCAUCUUGCUUUUUGCUUAGCCUGUUGUUCCUGAUCAAGGGCUUUCUCCUCACUGACUUCUUCACUGCCACUCUUGUUCUCCUAGGAGCUCUCUAUGGCCUCCAUACGAAAAGGCUCUCUUUGGCCAGUCCCUGAUACCGUUUCUAGCUGAGGUUUUCUCCAUCCGUCGUCCCCUGUGGGUAUUCAAAACAGCCCAAUACUUCAAGAUCUCUUCGGCUGCUGCUUUUUUUUCUGGCUCCUGCUGAUCUUCUGUCUUUGUACUUGUUUCUACUUCUACAAUCACAAAAUUUAUCCCUCUCUUUGCUCUUCAAAGCCAGCCAGCUCUAUGCCUCAUCACCCUGUCAACCUGCGCUAAUUUAUAUAUAUUUUUAUAUUAUAAUAUAUCUAUUAUGUGUCCAGUGUUGAAAUGGUAUGCAUGAAGAAGCAGGUAAUGAGAGAGAGGAGUAGGUGAGAUUUUCUGGCAAAAUAAAAGUUAUUGUAUACUUAUUUGUAAUAAAAACCAUCCAGAGCACAUUCUGUCAUUGUAUUGCUGUAGCCAUUACUGUGAAGGAAAUUUAUCUGUGAAAGAUGCUCGUAUUGGUCAAAACUCCUUAUGCUUGCUGUAAAAUGAUUCUACGGAAUAGCUCAUUAAAAGUUGAUUGUAUCAGUAAUUUUAAAUCUACAUGUCUGAAAGAAAAGAGACACAAGCUUUUAUUUACUUAGUGUGAAGAUAUAUAAUGGAAUAGUGGUGGGGUUUUUUUGCUGUUUGCUGACAAUAAACAUAUCCCCAAAGA